AUGGCUUCUAUGGCCGCCAUCUUGGCAGCAGUUUCAUUCGCUGCGGCUGGUGUUGCCUUGAGGCGGCGGGCAGCAAAGAAGAAGGGUGUGCAUGACAGCGAGGAUGAGAUCUCCAACCUCCUGGAGGAGCACCGCUCAAACCAGAAGAAAGGCGCGGAAAAGGCCCCUGCGGGCAUCUUGGCUUGGAGGAUCAUCCUGGGCGUCGGGAUCGGCUUUGGAAGCUUCCAAGCGCCAUGGCAGGCUCUUCCAGUCCUGAUCGAUCGGAAGAUCAUCCGGGACCCUGCUUUGCAGCUGAGUGAUGCCGAGCUGACCAUCAGCCAGACAGUGAUUUUCGUGGGGUGGCUGCUCGGGGCUAUGGCCCUUCAUCCCUUGAUGCAGAGGCUUGUCCUAAAGCAAGUGCUCGUCCUGAUAGCAAUCGUCAUGCUGGCCGUAUCGAUUGCAGCCAUUACCUUGCCAUACUUCACCCCACUGAGCAUGACGCUCUUGUGUGGGGUGAGGCUCCUCCAUGGGAUGUGUCUAAAUAUCCAGGGCGUGCAGUACAUGUACAUGCAAAAUUGCUUUCCCAGCUACGGCAGCCAGCUGUGCUCCCUGGUGAAUGCACUAUAUGCGGUGGUGGCCGUUCUUAUGGCCGUGCUUUGUGGUAGCCUGACCCUUCAGUCGGACUGGCGCAUCGAGUCGCUUACAUGGUUCGGCCUUCCCAUCAUCCUCGGCCUCUUUUUGGGCUUCCCGGAUCUUGGGAACGAGGCGGGCAGGGCCGGGGUGGGGGGGGUCAAAUUGGUGAGCCCGGUUUAG
Messenger RNA from Symbiodinium pilosum, 792 nucleotides. The record is from the annotation of a GenBank genome assembly. NCBI's taxonomy places the organism in Eukaryota, Dinophyceae, Suessiales, Symbiodiniaceae.